Messenger RNA from Alternaria rosae, 832 nucleotides. Its product is annotated as ubiquitin 3 binding protein But2 C-terminal domain-containing protein. The transcript is spliced from 2 exons. Bases 121 to 690 code for a protein of 189 amino acids. Lineage: Eukaryota; Fungi; Ascomycota; Dothideomycetes; Pleosporales; Pleosporaceae. The record is from RefSeq and is a predicted model, not a curated record.
GCUGCACUUCUUUGUCACAUAUAAGAGCAUCACCAGGAAGCAUCACUACCUCACCAUCGACAGCUCCAGCUUUCACACAUCGGUAGCUUCCACCGAUUAUUCGGUCUCCGCAACAUCAAAAUGCACAUUUCCGCUCUUCUCCUCGUUGUCUUCGGCCUUCCGGCCUUUGCGGACCUGAUCAAUACACAGUUCCCGAAGUUGCUCCUGCCCUUGAAGGAGUCUCAACCAGACAUUGCUUUCAUCACCCAGAAUGAUGCGACCGCCAGCUACAACAGCAAGACAGGCGACGAACAGUGGACAGCAGUCAACUUCGACGUACCCGUAAACAAUGCCAAAACCUGCCGCCUGCGAUUCCUCAUAAAUGUCGACCCCUUCAAAAACGCCCCCCUUACCCUCAAGGGCGAAGCCCCUUUUGCUAUCAGCAUCUCUCGUAUCCAGCCCACGCUCGUCAAUGGCCGCACCAACUGGAACAACAAACCCGCCAUCAUUGAACACUACGAUUCCUACGUCCUGACGGCAAACGGCGCAUCCGAGGUAGUCAGCAAAUGGUUUGAAUGUCCCAUGAACAAAGUGGCGCAAUUCGUCAUUCAUCCGGCUAGUAAGAGAGACCUGGAGCUCUACUGGUUUGAGCUAAACUACGGUGCUACCGACGGAGGUCCACACGGAGUUGUGCUGGAGAUGCACACCUAAGUGCACAGAGUUGGAAUCACAUCAGGUUGAGUGGACACAGACGUUGGGUAGGGAGAUGUUAGGAUGAGUGGAUGGGGAGUCAUCAAUCGUGAAAUUCUCUCUAGUGACCCUACUACUAGCCUAAAAGCAACACAAUAAACGC